AUGCAAUCUAAUAUAGUUUAUGAGUUGAACGGUUCUUCUUGUCCAGCUACAUAUAUUGGAGGAACUACAAGACAAAUGUAUAGACGGCUGAAAGAGCACGGUGCUCAGCAACCUUUAGUACUGACUCCUGAAGACGGAGUUCGGCGCUCAGCUCGCAUCAUCGAAAAAGCAAAAGCUAAAACAGCUAGCAUAAGUUUUCUUCCCAAUAGUAGUAACGACGAGAAUGAAGACACCACAAGAUCAACAAAAGCAGAUGAACAGGCAUUACUAGAUAUAAAAUCAGCAGUUCAUCGACAUAUGCAUGAAACAAAUCAUGCUAUAGAUUGGGAGAAUUGA
This is a messenger RNA of Rotaria sp. Silwood2, 336 nucleotides long. The record is from the annotation of a GenBank genome assembly. NCBI's taxonomy places the organism in Eukaryota, Metazoa, Rotifera, Eurotatoria, Philodinida, Philodinidae.